This is a messenger RNA of Trichobilharzia regenti, 2478 nucleotides long. Lineage: Eukaryota; Metazoa; Platyhelminthes; Trematoda; Strigeidida; Schistosomatidae. The record is from the annotation of a GenBank genome assembly.
CUGAUCAAUCUCUCUUGCAACGCCUGCGUCAAAAGCACGCUUCUGUCUUCCAGGACAAACUUGGUUGCUGCAAAUUUACCCAAGUUGUUUUGUCUCUAAAGCCAAACGCGAAGCCAGUUUUUCGUCCAAAACGUCCAGUUCCGUAUGCUGCUGUCACAUUGGUUGAGAAUGAACUCGACAGACUGGAAGCAUUGGGUGUCAUCAAACCAGUAACGUAUUCGCCCUGGGCUGCCCCUAUAGUUGUUGUACGCAAAGCAAAUGGUUCCAUUCGCCUGUGUGCAGAUUUCUCAACUGGGUUAAAUGAUGCUCUAGAGGAUCAUGCUUAUCCAUUACCAAUUCAAGAAGACUUAUUCGUCAAACUUAAUGGUGGUAAAUGUUUUGCAAAAAUUGACCUUGCUGAUGCUUACCUUCAAAUAGAAGUUGAACCAAAGUCUCGAGAGUUGCUAACAAUCAACACUCAUAGGGGUCUCUACCAGUUUACUCGCUUACCAUUUGGUGUGAAACCAGCACCCGCAAUUUUUCAGCAGAUCAUGGAUACUAUGCUUGCUAACCAACCUGGUGUUGCUGUCUACCUCGACGAUGUGAUAAUCACAGGGAGUAGUAAGUCUGAAUUGUUUGAUCGACUUGACGCUGUGCUAUCCAAAAUGUCAGAGUUUGGGUUCUACCUUAAAGAGGAUAAAUGUACAUUUUUCAUGGAUUCAGUAAAGUAUCUUGGGUUCAUUUUUGAUCAACAUGGACGUCGACCAGACCCAGAAAAUGUACGUGCUAUUCAGAAUAUGCCCGCUCCCACUAAUGUUGCCACUCUGCGAUCUUUCCUUGGCCUCAUCAGCUAUUACAGUGCAUUUCUACCAGAGCUUCAUCGCAUACGUGCUCCACUGAAUCGCCUGUUAUCGAAAAAUGCAAAAUGGAAUUGGUCACCUGAAUGUCAAAAUGCAUUUAAAAAAGUAAAAUCGUUACUCCAGUCAGACAUGCUGCUUACUUAUUAUGAUCCAAGUCUUGAAAUCAUCCUUGCUGCAGAUGCAUCCGACUAUGGUAUUGGUGCUGUUAUAUCUCAUCGUUUUCCUGACGGAAGGGAGAAAGCUAUUGCACAUGCAUCUAGAACACUGAAUACAACCGAACGCAAAUAUAGCCAAAUUGAGAAAGAAGGUUUGGCGCUUAUCUUCGCAGUCAAAAAGUUUCACAAAAUGCUUCAUGGUAGGAAAUUCACUCUAUUUACUGACCAUAAACCCCUGUUAUCGAUAUUUGGUUCGAAAAAGGGCAUUCCAGUGUACACUGCGAAUCGGCUUCAAAGGUGGGCUGUCAUGUUACUGGGAUAUAAUUUUGAUAUCAAAUACAAACCUACCUCUGAAUUUGGCCAGGUAGAUGCAUUAUCACGGCUGCUAAGCCAUCAGAAGUUGGAAAGCGAGGAUGUUGUUAUUGCAUCCAUCUCUGUUGAAGAUGAUGUAAACAGAGUUCUGGUAGGCGCGACUCAACUUCUUCCGGUGACUGCAGUUGAGGUUGCCAGCCACACAUUGCGUGAUCCAGUUUUACAGCAAGUAUCAAAGUUCAUCCGAUUUGGCUGGCCUCCACAUGUUCAUUCAAAUGUUUUAAAACAGUUUUACCAGCGACGCCAAUCCUUAUCCAUCGUUAAUGAAUGCAUAAUGUUUGCUGAUCGUGUUGUGGUUCCAGCUAAUCUUCGUAACCAUGUGCUUCGUCAGCUUCAUACAUCACAUCCUGGUGUUGGGAGAAUGAAGGCGAUCGCUCGCAGUUAUGUUUACUGGCCCAACAUCGAUGACCAUAUCGAAGACCUCGUUCGCAAAUGUAGUAAAUGUGCUCAAGCAUCAAAGUGCCCACGCAAGACAGAACUAUGUUCCUGGCCACGACCGGACAAACCAUGGUCCCGUGUUCAUGUUGACUUCGCUGGACCGUUCAAUAGUAUGCAUUUCUUAAUAUGUGUCGACGCGUUUUCCAAAUGGCCAGAGAUAUUUCCUAUGCAUUCUGCCACAUCAAUUGCAACAGUGUCCCACCUACGUCAACUAUUCUGUCGUUUUGGUAUGCCUGAUGUUCUGGUGUCCGAUAAUGGAUCGCAGUUCACCUCAUCACUGUUCUCAGAUUUCUGCAAACUGUUUGGCAUCCAGCAUAUUCGUAGCCCCCCGUAUCAUCCCCAAUCGAAUGGACAGGCUGAACGUUUCGUCGACACCUUUAAGCGUGCUUAUGCAAAAGCGAAGGGGGAGGGAACAACAGAAGAAAUUUUGGAUAGAUUCUUGCUGCAUUAUCGUACGACGCCAAAUCCUUCCGCCCCAAUCAAGAGAUGCUUGUGCUAAAGUGCAGCUAAUCAUAAAAGAUAGCAGUGGUGGUAAUCCUAGAGUUAGACAACCUUCUAAAGGUCGAAAAACAACAGCUGCUGAUGCACUGCUGAGUUCAUCAACUUGUAUCAGUCAGUCGUCGUUGGUGUUGUCAUCCACAAUGAAAGGGAUGUUCAUGAACUCACGUGUUUUA